Protopolystoma xenopodis is the source of this 471-nucleotide messenger RNA. The record is from the annotation of a GenBank genome assembly. NCBI's taxonomy places the organism in Eukaryota, Metazoa, Platyhelminthes, Monogenea, Polystomatidea, Polystomatidae.
AUGGCUCUAAACUCAUCAUUCCUUCCUUUCUUCCAGCACUCCAUACUUUCUUCAACUCAUCCUUUCUUGCUUCCUUGUUUUCUUCCUUCCUACUUUUGUCCUCUCUCUCUUCCUCCCUCAUUCCUUACUUCUCUCUGUUUUAAUUUCUGUCUUUUUUCCUUUUUUCCUCCCUCGCCUCAUGGCAUCCGUCUGCUUUAUCUGCUGAAUGCGGCAUCUUCAAUCAUCUAUUGCCGACUUCUUUCAACAGGCGUUACGGGCCUAAGUGUACAGCCUGCAAGUCAGCUUUGCGACCCACAGAUUUGGUGCGUUUCGCCAGAGACGGACUAUUUCCAUUCCAUCUCGCCUGUUUCGCAUGCUCCGUUUGCACUCGCCAGUUGGCGACCGGAGAACAAUGCUACUUUGCCGAUGAGAAUCAGCAGAUCGUGUGCCAGGCUCAUCUCUGCUCCGAAGCAGCAGGGAACGAUUCUGUGA